Molecule: messenger RNA, 906 nt
Organism: Lycium ferocissimum
Lineage: Eukaryota; Viridiplantae; Streptophyta; Magnoliopsida; Solanales; Solanaceae
Product: ras-related protein RABA6b
Exons: 2
Coding region: 162-839 (225 amino acids)
Cellular component (GO): endosome
Molecular function (GO): GTPase activity; GTP binding
Source: RefSeq, a predicted model, not a curated record
GAGUCCUCAUGGCUUUGGUUUCACAUUUAUGUGUGUGUGACUAUGACAUGAACCCAUACCUGCUUCCUUCUCCUUCUUAUUCUUCUCCUCUUAUUUCCUCUUUCUUUCUUGUUAAUCUUUUGUAUUUUAUAUUUUUAGUGUUCCUAUACUAAUUAAUUCUUAUGAGUAUGGGAGAUUUUGACGAAGAGUGUGAUUAUUUAUUCAAGGCAGUUCUUAUAGGAGAUUCAGCUGUGGGAAAAUCAAACCUUUUAUCAAGAUUUGCUAGAGAUCAAUUUCAGCUGGAUUCUAAGCCUACCAUAGGAGUGGAAUUUGCUUACAGAAAUAUUAGAGUUGGUGAUAAGCUCAUCAAGGCUCAAAUAUGGGAUACUGCUGGACAAGAAAGGUUUAGAGCCAUAACAAGUUCAUAUUAUCGUGGAGCACUUGGUGCUUUACUCGUCUAUGACAUAACAAGAAGGGCUACAUUUGAAAAUCUAAAAAGAUGGUUACACGAGCUUAGGGAAUAUGGCAGCUCAGACAUGGUAAUUGUUCUUGUUGGUAACAAAUCUGAUUUGGCCUAUUCUGCAAGAGAAGUGAAUGUUGAAGAUGGGCAAAGCCUUGCACAAUUAGAAGGAUUAUCUUUUUUGGAAACAUCAGCAAUGGAGAAUUUGAAUGUGGAAGAAGCAUUCCUUUCAAUGAUCACAAAAAUUCAUGAAAUUAUGAGCCAAAAGAGCCUGGAAGCAAAGUUGAAUGAAGCAACUACACCAAAGUCACUUCAGGAAGGGAAAAAAUUAGAAAUCAUUAACAUGAUGGAUAAUGAAGUAACGGCUACUAAACAAAAUGCUAAUUGUUGUUUAUACUGAAUUUACUAAUUGUAAUUUCUUUGACAUAUUAUAUAGUUGGAGAAAAAAAGGGAUCACAUUUUAAUUA